Molecule: messenger RNA, 2001 nt
Organism: Exophiala oligosperma
Lineage: Eukaryota; Fungi; Ascomycota; Eurotiomycetes; Chaetothyriales; Herpotrichiellaceae
Exons: 1
Coding region: 1-2001 (666 amino acids)
Biological process (GO): DNA-templated transcription
Molecular function (GO): zinc ion binding; DNA binding
Source: RefSeq, a predicted model, not a curated record
AUGAAUUGCAUUCGACGAGGUGUUAGUUAUCUCUGCUCUGGUCCUCCGCCUCCACAGCACCAGCCGGAGCCUAGAUGCCGGGAAAAGCGACCUCGGGACCCAAAGCGCCGUGCGCCAGAACUCCGCUCACGGUCUCCGACUCCUGACGAAGUGGUGGAAGUGACUGGGAGCGGUGGACUGGCAACGACAAACACACGAGCCAUGCCAUCUCAGUCGCAGCAGCCGCGGAUUGGGCAACUCUGGAGCUCCAGAGGCGCUCCGGCAUUUUAUGGUACUUCUUAUUUUGGGCCUCAGGUGGCGGCCGUCAUGAUCGACUCUUCGGCUCCUGUCAUUCCUGCAGGGACCGGAUCGAGAAGAGCACUAGACGCACGACCGUUUCGUGACGAGUCUGGUCCAUUCUCACAGAUCUGGGACCUGUUGGGUCUCCUCCCGAGGCAGAAGACCACCGUGGACCACCUGGUGGAUCGCUUUUUCAACGAUGUGAACCAAGACAUUGACGCCGUGCAUCCGACGUCUUUCCGACAAAGCUACGUUCAGUUUUGGGAGCGCAAAUCGGGCUUCGACGACGUUACGACGGUAGACUUGAGGUGGCUUGCACUUUUGUUUGUCAUCCUUGCCAUCGGCGCCUAUCUAGACUGCCCUUUGGAAAGCACUCCGGACACGAAGCGUGACUAUGAAGAAGCUUCCUUGAGGUUCUACUGGGCUUCGAGGAGGGCAAUCGUGUUGGCUCCGUCGUUCUACGGCGAAAGUACGGACCUCGUUCGUGCCGGGGUUCUGAUCACACGGUAUCUGAUCCAAACCCAGAGACUGGCUGAAAGCUGGUUAACGGUUGGGUUCGCCGCGAGAAUCGGUAUUGCACAGGGUCUUCACGUAGACGGAGAUAAAUGGGGACUGCCCAAAAGAUCAACAGAGACGCGUCGACGGCUGUGGGGUCAUCUGUACACGCUCGACCGGAUGAUUUCCCUCGCCCUAGGGAGGCCGUCGGUCAUCUCGGAUGCUCAGAGCAUUCUGGAAGAGCCUCAGAAUAUCUUCGUGGACGACAUGACCGAUGACGAGGCACACUCAGCACAGCCUCAACCCCUUACCAACCCUACAAUCAGUGCCAUGGCGUCUUUCGAAUAUCGACUGGCCAAAGUCAUCGGGCAGAUCCAGGAAGCGUGUUUCCAGUUUCACGCGGCCUCUUAUCGAGAUGUAUUGGCGCUUGAUAAGAAACUCAUGAGGUGGAAGGACACACUCCCUCACUACUUCGCGCUGGAGGACCCUGAUCUGUCCCUCGACGAGACGCAUGGCUACUUGAAAUGGCAGCGAUUGUAUCUGCACACCAGCUUUCACUUCGCACGCAUCACGUUGCAUCGGCCAUUCCUGCUCCGCUAUUCCAUGACCAAUCGCUACGAAUUCAGUAGACAUGCUUGUCUUUCAUCGGCACGAGCCGAUCUAGGGACUCGGCUCAAUAACCAUACAACGGACGCCGCCAAGCGAUACGCAACUAGCCUUGCUGCCCAUCAACUCUUCAACAGCGCCAUCAUCCUGGGCAUCAUCGCCGUCCGGGAGGUCAAAUCUCCGCAGACUCCUGGCGUGGUCGAAGAUCUAGAGGCUUACUGUGAGAUGCAGAGGUCGGAGAUGUGGUUGAGCGAGUUUGGCCUGGCUGAAAUCAAGGUGGUAGAAAUGUGUAUCGCCAAAUUGAAGCAACAACUGCAGAAUAGCGCCCAAAGGAACACCGGGACCCAGCGACAGACUCCAGAAGCAUCACAGGUCCCCAACCUGGAUGGCCCAAGCAAUGUUGUGCCGGUUGAUGUUGAUCUGACCAUGGCAACCGACCAGAAUGCUGCUCUGAUGAAUGUCGGGCCGCUGGAGAUGGUGUCACCGUCUACUUUGGACGCAGGGAAAACUCCUGUCUGGCAAGACCAACUCUUUCCAGGCACUUUCCCUGGACUCACGGAUCUGCAGACGUGGCAAGAGGUUAUUGAUAAUAUCGAUGUGGAUUUUUGCUAUGACGGGUAA